UACUUCCUUGUCUGCUUCAUAUCCCAGAAUUGUAGACUCAGUAAUCCGUCUCAAAAGACUCCAAAACCCCCGCCGGACACAUCACAUAACCUUUUCAGGACCAGGCUGUUUUGCGUGUGAGAAACGAUGAAUACAAUUCAGCAGUUGAAAGAAGAACUGGAAAAAUGGAAGGAACAAUGUGAGGAGGCGGAAAAGCGCAAAUCAAAUACACUUUUAGAUAAACUGGAAGCAGACGACCAACAAAAAGACAAACAACAAAUACUGAAUCAGCUGCUGCAAAAGUCAACUGAAAUUGAGGAUGCUCUGUCCGAAAAGCAGAGUCUUUACCAAAGCGAGAUUCAAGAUCUAAAAAAUAAAAAUGAGGAAUUAAGGAGAAAUGUUGAGAAACUUGACUAUAAGAUGACGGAGUGCAGGAAAACAUUUGAUAAGGCAAGAAAUGAUUUACAGGUUGACAACAAAUUGCCACAAAAGAAUAUAAACUUUACAGAGAAAGCGUCCGGUCCGGGAAACCUUUCCAGUAUUUCUUACACCUGUCAGAUCUUGAUACAUCACCCAUACAUCUUACAGGAACGACAAGCUCUUCUAACCUUUGAAAAAGAAGAAGUGGCCCAAGGUAUUAUCAGGAAUGGAAGACAUAAUGUUGACUUCAACAAUGUAUAUGAAGAAGUCAGAGCAUGUAAAGUGCAGCUUGGAAGAACCAUGACAUUUGAGGUCAACAUGACCAUCUCUAACACAAAAGUGAAUGUUGGUAAUCUCCCUAUGAACCUCCCUGAGGAGACCCUGAAGGAUAAACUGGAGCUCACCUUCUACAAAUCUAACAUAGGAGGUAGCGAAAUAAUGGCGGUGGACUCCGACAGGAGCAAGAAUACUGCCUGCAUUACUUACAAGGAGAACGGAGUGGCUCAGCGUGUCUUGAAGACCCCUCAGCAUCUGGUAAAAGUCCAUGGGUCCAUGUAUGAAAUUAUGAUAUCACCAUUAAUAGAAAUACAGCUGAAAAAACUACAGAUAUUUUCUGGUAUUUGCCAAAGAACAGUGCUGCUGGAGGAGAUUAGGAAUCGGGCCGAGACUGAAGAGGACAUUAAGGAUCUGGUAGAGAUCCAUUUUCAGAAACCAAGUAAUGGCGGCGGCGAAGUGGAAAACAUAGCAUUUUCCCCGAAGAAGCAAUUCGUAUACUUUGAGGAAGAUAAGGCUUAAAAUCUUAAGCAGCAAGACAAGAGUUAAGGGUUAAAGGAAAACGCUACGGAAAAACGGAGGCAGCGUGUUAUACUUAGUGCUGGGCCUGAGCAUGACUGGUAUUCAAGAACACUUGAGGUCCAUUCACACGUCCACAACUGUUUUGCGGUCCGCAAAUUGUGUAUCCGCAAAACACGGACAUUGGCCAUGUGCGUUCUGCAUUUUGCGGACCGCACAUGGCCGCCACUAUGAUAGAAAUGUCUAUUCUUGUCCGUGGCUGCGGACAAGAAUAGGACAUGCUCUAUUUUUUUGUGGGGCCCGCGGAACCGAAGUGAGAAUGCGGAUUAAAAAUGAAUGGGUCCACACCCAUUCCGCAAAAUUGCCGAACGGAUGCGGACCCAGUAUGCGGACGUGUGAAUGCUGCAUGAUAAACUGUCCAUUUUUAACGGACAUUUUUUUCACUGAUG
Molecule: messenger RNA, 1640 nt
Organism: Bufo bufo (common toad)
Lineage: Eukaryota; Metazoa; Chordata; Amphibia; Anura; Bufonidae
Gene: NMI
Product: N-myc and STAT interactor
Exons: 9
Coding region: 127-1194 (355 amino acids)
Cellular component (GO): cytoplasm
Molecular function (GO): nucleic acid binding
Source: RefSeq, a predicted model, not a curated record